Molecule: messenger RNA, 3234 nt
Organism: Phalaenopsis equestris
Lineage: Eukaryota; Viridiplantae; Streptophyta; Magnoliopsida; Asparagales; Orchidaceae
Product: E3 ubiquitin-protein ligase MBR1-like
Exons: 8
Coding region: 1559-3127 (522 amino acids)
Molecular function (GO): ubiquitin protein ligase activity
Source: RefSeq, a predicted model, not a curated record
CGUAUUUUCUCAGGUUUUCUUCGUUUCCGUGUCGUGCCCUCAAACUUUUAGAUUGUCCCAUCCCCUAUCCCUCUGUUCUUCUUCUUAAGAGGAAAGGAAUAGGAGAGUUUAAGAUCUGAUCGGGAAAAGGAGGAACUUGUGGCUGUUUGAAUCAUUGGAUCCGAGUUUCGGCGAUCUAUUGGUCAAUUCUGGUGUUGGCUAAGUUCUCAUAUCCUUUUUUGACGGUUUGGGAAUUUUAGAAGAAAGCAAUGAUGCUCCUUAAAAGAAUACCAUGCCAAUCCAAGGCAUUUGGCAGCAACGCGCAUCACAGUAUCAUUCUUAUGUAUCUGCUGCAGGAUGCUAGGGUUAAAUCCUAUGCAUUGAGGGGCACUUAAAUACUGCUCUAGCAUUCCUCCUGCAAUAGAAUGAUAACUGAAUGAUUCUAUCAUACCCUAGCACAAUCUACAGCUGAGGUUUGCAUGAAGAGCAUGUUUAGUUACCUGCUUGGAUUUUAUUCUGUUUAAUGGACCUUUUCAUUCUUGCUCUCAAGGUUUUAUUAGAGAGUGGCCAGCCCAUAGUAAACAAAUGGUUUUUGUAUGUAACAUUUUUUUAUUCAACAUGCCUUUAUUCUAUUACUAAAGCUCCAUUUAACAGAGGGCGCACCGCCAUGGUGUAAAAAGCAUGGUAGUUUGAAAGAUUCUGAUUUCUCACAAAGUAUGAUUUAGGUUAUGACCUUAUGGCCAUGUAAAGGAAUAAUGGAAUUGAAUCCUUCCUAAAACACGCAUGCACACCCGCUUGUGACAUAGUCCAAUUGGAUAGGGUGAAAUUGGCGAUCAACUUCUGCUUGUUAAGUUGGGUUGGGAGUGAUCCAGAGGAAACCACGAGGCGCAGUCUUGAACCCUUUUUGAAAAAAUCAUUUUGGGAGUGAUCUAAAGGAAACCACAUGAGGAUGAUACAGAAUCCUGUGAUGUAGUGCAAGUUUGUAUAUACAGAUCGGGAAAAAUGGUUGGGUUGAUUCUGGGGAAUGUUCAACAUCUCUACUGAGUUUAAGUACUUUUAAGUCAGGGGCUAGCUGAUCACAAGAAGAUUCUCUUUUUUUCAGUGCAAACUCAUUUCUUUGAAGUAAUGGACUGUUCAUUCAAGAUAUUUUAUGCAGUCCUUCAAAUUUGGCAUCCCCAUGGCUAAGUAUCUCACUCGCUUUUCUCUCUUUUUAUAUCUUUUCUCUCUCUCUCUCUCUCUCUCUCUCUCUAUCUCGCUAAACCUCUCUCGCCAUUCAAUCUCUCUUCUUCUCACCCAUCCUUCCCCGUUCAUUUAUUUUCGCCAUUUGUAACUCCUAUAGAUCAAAAAGUAAAUUCUUGGUAUUGCCGUAGUUGCCCCUAGUCUUUAGACAGGUAUUUCUGAUGAUGGCUUGGCAUUUGUUUAAUGUUGUAGAAAUGGGAGGAACUCAUCCUCCAUAACCUUAAAAUACUGUCUCUGAGUACAAUUUCAGCAGUUGUGUGAAAGCUCCGGAGGAAGUUCACUAUGCGCAUACCCAUAGCCAGCUCCACUGUUUGUUUUUGAUAUUCUAAUCUCGCUUUACAUGGAAAGGCCUCCUUUUACAAUACUCGGUUUUCUUCAGAUUAAAAUUGGCAUAGAAACAAUGGCACAAAGAAAUAUCUUCUAUGCAUCGCCAUUGCCUGAAUUCCAAAACGUGCAUCUCUCGAAUCCUCCAAAUGUCAAUCCCCAGAGGCACAUUGAAAGGACUAUGUUGGGAUCAAAUGAGCUAACGAUAAUGAAUUAUAAUGUGAAUUCCUCUCAUCCAAAUACUGCUAAUUCUAAUGCAAUUUGUGACAACUAUCAGCAUCCUAUUUUUACCAUCAGCAGUAACCAAAAUAUGACAUACCAAACUCAAAUUGUACCUUACUGCUACAAUCACAAUGCUAAUCAGACUGGGGUUACAAUGUUUUAUCCACCAGCAGCGAAUUCUAGGAUUGCAUUUAAAAGGAAGACUCCUGCACACCCAGUGUACCAGAAUCCCUAUGGGUAUCUGUCUACUGGAACUUCUUCCAACUUUCCAGUUCCCCCAAAUAGUUUUCAGCUGAAGCAUAUGCCGUUCUGUUCUAGCCCUCUACAUCCUAAUAGCAAUGUUUACAGGUACCAAGAUGAGACUCUUCUAUCUGUCGGUGAAGAAUUUCAGAGGAAUGUGAGAAUCCGGCAUAACAAUGCUCCUCAAGCAGAGCUGAACCCAGCAUGGCAACCUUCUUCAAGUAGACCAACACAGCUGUUGCACUCAUCAUCAAGCAUUUUAGCUGCCACUGUUGUUGGUGGUCCAUUGAACCGCAACUCUUUACCUGGAACAUAUUCCCAAAGGAAUCAUACUACAAAUCCUGGCUGGAAUCGGCCUGUUUCAAGCAAUGGUGUCUUUGGUAGCGAUACUGAACAGAAUAGUGCUUGGAACUCAGAUAACAGUAGAAACUCACAUUCAAGACUGCCUAAUCCGCAAGGUUCUGAUGCUCAAGCCACUUGGGGAUGUCCUACCAGUUAUGAUCGAAGGCUAGUUCUUAAUAGGACCUCUUCAAACUACACAAACCUGGCUGCUACCCAGAGUUAUGGCCCUUCCGGCAAUGGCUUUGUUUCAUCCUCUAGAAUUCCUCGGUCAAUUAAUCUUCAAAACAGCUCCACAAAUAGAGUUCUGAGGAACGUUAAUGCUGGCUGGCCAACUUUCAUUCCCGGUAAUGCACAGCGUGGAUGGACUUCUCAGGGCUUUUCUAUGACGGAUAUUUCUCGCUCUGCUUAUGCGCUCGAUUUGACUGAUGAACAUAGGGAUAUGAGACUCGACAUAGACAACAUGAGCUAUGAGGAGCUGCUCGUGUUGGAGGAGACUAUUGGAAAUGUGAGCACUGGUUUGUCAGAAGAUUAUCUCACCAAAUGCUUAACUGAAAGACUGUAUUGUUCAUCUGCAUCUGCCCAGGAUGAUAAGGAUGAAGAAGCCUGCUGCCCUAUAUGCUUGGAGGAGUUCAAGGAUAAUGAUAGUCAGGGAUUAAUGAAAUGCCCGCAUGUCUAUCAUUUCACCUGCAUCAAGAAGUGGUUAAAGUUGAAGAAAACCUGCCCAGUUUGCAAGGCUCCGGCGCUUGAUGAUGAGAAGCAGAAACAGACCGUUUCUUCAUGAUUAGCUAUAUCUUAACUUGCUAGAUAGUUGCUUGCAAUCUGCCUUUGAAAAUUGUAAAUAAGAUGGUAAAUUGCAGUAUAUUUUAGGGACUUACAGUUGCCAUUCGU